Capsella rubella is the source of this 1454-nucleotide messenger RNA. RefSeq names its product calcium uniporter protein 1, mitochondrial. Gene Ontology annotation, cellular component: mitochondrial inner membrane; uniplex complex. Gene Ontology annotation, molecular function: calcium channel activity; uniporter activity. Bases 121 to 1158 code for a protein of 345 amino acids. Gene Ontology annotation, biological process: mitochondrial calcium ion homeostasis; calcium import into the mitochondrion. The record is from RefSeq and is a predicted model, not a curated record. The transcript is spliced from 2 exons. NCBI's taxonomy places the organism in Eukaryota, Viridiplantae, Streptophyta, Magnoliopsida, Brassicales, Brassicaceae.
GUUAACCUAUAUAAAGCUCUUACUUGCUGUUCGAUUUUUCACCAACUAGUUCAUUGCACAUCGAAUUCAAUUCUUUCUUUUCGAGUUUCGAUUUUAUCUUUUUUUUUUUUUGGUUUUGCAAUGGUGAUGAUGAAGAGGCUUUUGUCGCAUCGUUUGUUCAAUAUGUCAAAAAUGGCGUCGCAGGGUUUAAUGAACUGUCGUAUUUCGUCUUCUGCCUUAGCCGUGCGAACAAGGGUUCCUAAUGAUCCUGGAGAAGCGAGGGUUGAUCCGGAGCCGAAUGAUUUGACGAUGUCUCGAAGGUUUUUUCACAAAUACCCCAUGAACCAUCGAGGGGAUGGUACUACCAAGAUGUCGAUCGGGGAGAGUUUGAUUGAGAAGCUUCGAGAAAUGGAUGUGAACAAGGACCGGAUUCGAUUAGACGGGCUUUCUCAUCGGACGGUGGAGAAUGAGAAGGAGGAGACGGCGUUGGGGUUUAUCACGGUGCAAGACGUCAAGAAGUUGCUAAGAGCGUCACAGAUCGAAGUUGUCAAAACGAAGCUGUUGGAGACCGGGAAGAUCUGGAUUCCUUACUCUGAUUUCGUACGUGUUUGUAGUGAUUCUUCGUUGGAUCCUUCUCAAGGGCCUUGGAUAGCUAAGAUGCUUGACGAUUCUGGAAGCGUCAUCGUUUUGGGAGACUCUGUUUGUUUAAGACCUGAUCAGGUAACCAAAUCCAUCGAAGGGCUGCUUCCUUUACCACAGAUCCGUAACCCAAAUGACCCAAGAAGAAAAGAACUAAAAGAACUUGAAACCAUAAAGACGGUCCUCGACGAGAAAGCACAUUCUUUGGUGAGAAGAGAGCUUUGGGCUGGUCUAGGUUACUUGGUCAUCCAGACCGCAGCGUUCAUGAGGCUAACCUUCUGGGAACUCACAUGGGAUGUUAUGGAGCCCAUCUGUUUCUAUGUCACAUCGACAUAUUUCAUGGCUGGUUACUUCUUUUUCCUCAGGACAUCGAGAGAACCUUCCUUUGAAGGGUUUUACCAAAGCAGGUUUGAGGCUAAACAGAGGAAACUAAUGAAAUCUCAGGAUUUUGAUGUUGGGAGGUACGAUGAGCUGAAGAAGAUGUUUGAUCCCAAACCUUCAUCUGCUGUUUCCAAGAUUCUUGGAACUUUACAGAAUUAAUAUUCCUUUUUGGUGUUUCGUUAUCCUAACUUGAGAAAGACAAACUGACACCACCACCCCCCCCCCCAAAUUGUUUAAAAACAAUAAUUUUGAUCAUUACAUAUAAUCUUAUAUAGGGGAAAAAGAGUAAGACAAAAAAAGGUUCUAGUAGUGCGGCUUAUGUAAAUUUGGGAGAGUAGAUUAAAGAAUCGAUCGUAAUGAUAUACAGUAAUAAAAACUUCUAUCAUACUAUAUGUUACCAAUAAAUUGUAAUGACUUUCUUAGUGUGAAAUAUUACAAGACCGUAUUCUAAAUUA